Molecule: messenger RNA, 1718 nt
Organism: Mangifera indica (mango)
Lineage: Eukaryota; Viridiplantae; Streptophyta; Magnoliopsida; Sapindales; Anacardiaceae
Product: COBRA-like protein 4
Exons: 6
Coding region: 74-1450 (458 amino acids)
Biological process (GO): plant-type cell wall cellulose biosynthetic process; cellulose microfibril organization
Cellular component (GO): plasma membrane
Source: RefSeq, a predicted model, not a curated record
GAAGUAGUACAAACCACUGCUUGUCUCCGUUGAUUCCUUGCCAGAGAAUUGGUGAGCUUGUGAACUUCAGGCCAUGGAAUUUUCUCUCUCUACUGACCCACUCCACAGCAUUGUGUUCUGUCAAAGGAUGCAAUGCCUCUCAUUCCUGAGACUGAAGUUCACAUUUUUAGCCAUUCUGUUUAUCAUGUUUUCCCAUUCAGUUGCAUAUGAUCCAUUGGAUCCAACCGGCAAUGUAACUAUCAAAUGGGAUGUAAUGUCCUGGACAGCAGAUGGUUAUGUGGCUGCAGUGACAAUGAACAACUUCCAAAUUUAUCGUCAAAUCAGAGCACCUGGGUGGACCCUGUCAUGGGCAUGGGCAAAAAAGGAAGUUAUCUGGUCAAUGGUAGGGGCACAAACCACAGAGCAGGGAGACUGUUCCAAGUUCAAGGGAAACAUUCCACAUUGCUGCAAAAGGGUCCCCACUGUUGUUGACUUGCUUCCUGGAGUUCCCUACAACCAACAGUUUACGAAUUGCUGCAAGGGUGGCGUUGUGUCGUCUUGGGGACAAGAUCCUUCAGGAGCAGUCUCGGCCUUUCAGGUCAGUGUUGGACUUGCCGGCACAUCAAAUAAGACGGUAAAACUGCCCAAAAAUUUUACUCUGCUAGGUCCUGGACCAGGCUACACUUGCGGCCCUGCAAAAGUGGUGCCAUCAACAGUCUUCCUCACACCUGAUCGUAGGAGAAAAACUCAAGCAUUGAUGACAUGGAAUGUUACCUGCACUUAUUCACAGUUUCUUGCUUCAAAGAACCCAAGCUGCUGCGUUUCCUUCUCAAGUUUUUACAAUGAAACAAUCACUCCUUGCCCAUCUUGCGCUUGCGGUUGCCAGAAAAAAAAAAGAAGCUGCAUUAUGAGUGACUCAAAGGCUGCACAUCAAAGAGGUAUAAAUACUCCAAAAAAGGACAAUACACCAUUGCUACAAUGCACGCAUCAUAUGUGUCCUAUCCGGGUACAUUGGCAUGUGAAACUGAACUACAGAGAUUAUUGGCGUGUGAAGAUCGCCAUUACUAAUUUCAACUACAGGAUGAACUACACAGAGUGGACACUUGUUGCACAGCACCCAAAUCUCAACAAUGUUACCCAAGUCUUCAGCUUCGAUUACAAGCCUCUAGUCCCCUAUGAAUCAAUAAAUGAUACUGGUAUGUUCUAUGGCAUGAAAUACUACAACGAUCUAUUAAUGGAAGCUGGUCCUCAGGGAAAUGUUCAGUCUGAGUUGCUCCUCCAGAAAAACAAGGACACAUUCACCUUCAAGCAAGGGUGGGCAUUUCCUCAUAAAGUUUACUUUAAUGGUGACGAAUGCAUGUUGCCACCACCUGAUACAUACCCAUUUCUGCCAAACUCAGCCACUGCAAAUCCAGUUACAUUUUUUAAAAUGGCAGCCUCGGUGCUUCUGGUGAUACUUGCCAUUUGCUGAAUAUACUACUACGAAUGCAGGAUAUUGAGAUAUACUAAACUGAACAAAUCAGAGUGGAUUUGAAAGAUCAAUGGACUGCCUAUUACAGCAGGUACACCCUCAUUAACUUCUUUCUACGAACUUUGACAUAUGGUAAAUGUGCUAUCUUCCAAACGCAGAAAUCUAUUAUCUGAGAUGAAAGAGCUACUGUAUAGAUUAGAGACAUGUACUUGAUGUUGAAAUAUCCAUUAAGUCUUUUGGGUGUCCAUAGGGCAUCAUUUAUUUCUAA